Pseudomassariella vexata is the source of this 1041-nucleotide messenger RNA. RefSeq lists its product as uncharacterized. Gene Ontology annotation, biological process: carbohydrate derivative metabolic process. Gene Ontology annotation, molecular function: carbohydrate derivative binding. The transcript has a single exon. Lineage: Eukaryota; Fungi; Ascomycota; Sordariomycetes; Amphisphaeriales; Pseudomassariaceae. The coding region runs from base 1 to 1041 and encodes 346 amino acids. The record is from RefSeq and is a predicted model, not a curated record.
AUGAAGGAGAGAAUCUCAGGAGCGAUACAUGUUCUCAACACCGAAGCCACAUCAUUGCACAAUCUCACCACGUUAUACGAGUCAGACCCGAUCAUUGGCGCCGGCUUCAACUCGGCUAUCGACGCUAUCACGAGGCAUCGAGGUAGGAAGGGCAAGGUAGUGUUCAUCUGUGUUGGCAAAUCGGGGCAUAUCAGCAAGAAGCUAGCAGCAAGCUUCAACAGUCUUGGCGUCAGGGCUGUUUACGUGCACCCAACCGAGGCUCUGCAUGGCGAUCUGGGCGAGAUUGGGCAUAAUGACACAGUCCUUUUCGUCACAUUUUCGGGAAAGACUCCGGAGUUACUCUCACUUCUUCCACACAUUGACCCGUGUCUUCUCACAAUCGUUCUCACGUCGCACACAAGGUCCGGGACGUGUGAGCUGAUCAAACAACGCCCUGGUAUGAUCCUUCUAUCAGCACCAAUUCAUGAAUCAGAAACGUCUCCUUUCGGUGUAUCUGCACUAACGACCUCUACGACAAUGGCAAUUGCGGUUGGUGAUGCGCUUGCAAUCGUCGCUUCGAAAGAACUUUACGCAAUGGUAUCCGCCACUUUUUCACACAACCACCCUGGAGGUGCCAUCGGCGCAACUUCUCAGAAGCCCUCUCACAUAGCCGAUCUUGCGAUACCACUCCGUGAAAUCGACUCGAUCUCUUGGCAAAGCAUUCUUGGAGUUCGUGGUGUGGAUGUAAUCAGGGCGGCUUAUGACUCAACUACCGGGUGGGUACAAGUUGGCGACCUGAUUGCAUCACCAAGUCGCGUCAGGUGUCUUGAUCCGUCUGAUUUUCUCAAACAGCUCUCUGACCUGCCAGGACUGGGAGUCAGUCGUCGAGAAUGGAUCGUCAUGUCAGCCGACACAAGAAUAUCGCAGGCAAAGGAGUGGGUCAGUCACAUGGGAUCCUCCCGCAAGGAGAAAUGUGGUGGUUACUCCAUCGUGGUCGUCAUGAAAGGCGACAGUAAUUUUGGCGUUCUAGAGGCUGAGCAGCUACUGACUUGGGAGGAGUAA